Messenger RNA from Diorhabda carinulata, 413 nucleotides. Its product is annotated as U6 snRNA-associated Sm-like protein LSm8. The coding region runs from base 104 to 394 and encodes 96 amino acids. The record is from RefSeq and is a predicted model, not a curated record. NCBI's taxonomy places the organism in Eukaryota, Metazoa, Arthropoda, Insecta, Coleoptera, Chrysomelidae. Gene Ontology annotation, molecular function: RNA binding. Gene Ontology annotation, cellular component: U4/U6 x U5 tri-snRNP complex; U6 snRNP; precatalytic spliceosome. The transcript is spliced from 4 exons. Gene Ontology annotation, biological process: mRNA splicing, via spliceosome.
UCCCUACAAAUUCUUAUGCAUACAUAACCUCGUACUUUGUUUUGCUUGGUUUAUAUUUUAUAAUUUUUUAAUAUAAUUAUAGUAUUCAAAUAAAUUAUAUGAAAUGGCUUCUGGUUUGGAUUCAUUCGUUAACCAUACUGUUUCUAUAAUAACCACGGAUGGAAGAAAUUUCAUUGGUACUUUGAAGGGUUUUGAUCAAACUAUUAAUAUAAUUUUGGAUGAAUCUCAUGAACGAGUAUAUUCAACUUCAACGGGAGUAGAACAAGUAAUGUUAGGAUUACAUAUAAUAAGAGGAGAUAAUGUGGCUCUAAUCGGUUUAAUUGAUGAAGACAUCGACAAUAGACUCAAUUUAGCAAACAUUAAAGCAGAACCAUUAAAUCCUGUAGUACAUUAAGAAUAAAAUCAAAUUAAUA